CACCAGAGCCACCACUGGCCACUGACACGCCAACAUUUCACACGCGGAAAUUUCUCGAUUUCGGGUCAUUUUCAUUUACGUUUCGUAGAAUUUGCUUUUCUGUCAGUUUUCCGGAGUAAUUGUGUUUCUAUCGAUUCUCUGUGCGAUAAUCUUGAAUAAUAAAUUACAGGUAUGCCCGUAGCAGAAGUAAAAUCUAGCUGGGCAGAUGAAGUGGAAGAAGAAGGAGGAGCGUUACCUCCACCUUCAGAGACCUAUGAAAAUGGGUUCAAAGUUCUCACCGAAUACAAGUAUAAUCAGGAUAACAAAAAAGUCAAAGUGGUUCGCACGUAUAAGAUUGAGAGACGUGUAGUUUCAAAGACAAUUGCUGCUCGUAAGAAUUGGGCCAAAUUUGGAGACUCUGUGGAUGAUCGACCUGGACCCAAUCCUGCAACUACGGUUGGUGGUGAAGAUGUAUUUAUGCAAUUUAUUUCUAGUAAAGAAGAAGAAAAUAAGGUUGAAGAAGAUAGCCUUGACAAAUUGAAGAAUAUGGGAGAUAAGGGUGUAGUUAAAUGUCGAAAUUGUAAUGGAGAUCAUUGGACCUCCAAAUGUCCUUACAAAGACACUGUGCUUGCUGGGGGUAAAGUGCCAGAUGAUAAAAAACCACUUAUUAAUACUGGUACUUCUGGAACAAUGACAGAAUUGAAACCUCAAGGAAGUAAAUACAUCCCACCUGGUAUGCGCGACGGAGGUAGCAAACGAGGAGAUUCUAUGCAGAUGCAAAGACGCGACGACACUACCGCUAUUCGUAUUUCCAAUUUGUCGGAAAGUACUACAGAUGCAGAUUUGGAUGAACUUGUCAAGCCAUUUGGAUCUGUCCUCAAGUUCUAUCUUGCCAAGGACAAACAAACUAAUCUCUGUAAAGGAUUUGCAUAUGUGCAUUUCAAAUAUAGAGUGGAAGCAGCAAAAGCUAUUGCUACGCUUAAUGGAUAUGGUUAUGAUCAUCUUAUUUUGAAUGUAGAUUGGUCAAAACCACAACAGCAAAAUAAUUAAGAGUAUUAAUAAAAAAUUCAAUUUCCGUUGCCUAGAUUUUGCAACGUGUAAAAAUAUAGGAAAUAUGCAAAUGUUUAAUUGUGACACCAGGAACAGAAUGCAACAGUUUUAUUUGAGAUUUUAAUGUCUUGCAUGACAAAAAUUAGCAUAGCGAACACGUUAAUUUUUUACAUUAUAUUCGACCAAUAAAUAAAAUAAUAAGUCUGGUUCCUGGUGUCACAAUUUACUGCCAUUUUUAAUUCAUUCAAAAAAAAAAAAAAAUAAUCAUGCAUUCAGUAAUGUAAAAAAUGAUGUAACUAUUAAGAUGUAAUUUGUAUUUCUAGCAUUUUGCUGAUCAAAAAUAAAUAAUAUGCCAU
Frieseomelitta varia is the source of this 1385-nucleotide messenger RNA. It is a transcript of the gene eIF3g1, whose product is annotated as eukaryotic translation initiation factor 3 subunit G. Bases 172 to 1029 code for a protein of 285 amino acids. The record is from RefSeq and is a predicted model, not a curated record. The transcript is spliced from 3 exons. Gene Ontology annotation, molecular function: RNA binding; translation initiation factor activity. Gene Ontology annotation, cellular component: cytoplasm; eukaryotic translation initiation factor 3 complex. NCBI's taxonomy places the organism in Eukaryota, Metazoa, Arthropoda, Insecta, Hymenoptera, Apidae.